Messenger RNA from Octopus bimaculoides (California two-spot octopus), 534 nucleotides. RefSeq lists its product as uncharacterized. The record is from RefSeq and is a predicted model, not a curated record. NCBI's taxonomy places the organism in Eukaryota, Metazoa, Mollusca, Cephalopoda, Octopoda, Octopodidae.
AUGGGUUCUGUGAGACCAAGAGAUGCUCCUAUAACGAGACGACGGCAACAAGGAGGUGCUGGUGUAAUGAUAUUGGCUGGUAUUGUUAAUAGAACCAUCAUUGGACCGUUUAAAGUUGACGAAGGUGUAAAACGCAAUGGUACUAAUUAUUGUGAAUUCUUGGAUCAAACUUUCUUUGAAUGGUACAAACGUCAGCCUCACAAUUUCAAGAUAAAGUGUAUAUUUAUGCAUGAUAAUGUUCCAUCACAUGCUUCUCGCCUAUCUUGUGAGUUUCUUGAGCGCGAACGAUUUACUGAAGACAAAACGAUGGAGCGGUCACCGUCGAGCCCUGACUUGAACUCAGUAGAAAACCCCAGGUCAAUCAUCAAACAGAAACUCUAUGAAGGAGGCAAACAGUACAACAGUAAGGUAGAACUGUGGGAUACUAUACAAAGUAUUACAGCUGCAGCUUCGCCAGAUCAAAUUGGAAAACCAACAAAUUCGAUGGACAAGAGAUUAGUAACGUGGAUUGAAAAGGAAGGUCGUUAUGAUUGA